This is a messenger RNA of Colletotrichum navitas, 1683 nucleotides long. Its product is annotated as phosphatidylethanolamine-binding protein. The record is from RefSeq and is a predicted model, not a curated record. The coding region runs from base 118 to 1464 and encodes 448 amino acids. The transcript is spliced from 2 exons. NCBI's taxonomy places the organism in Eukaryota, Fungi, Ascomycota, Sordariomycetes, Glomerellales, Glomerellaceae.
CCGUGAAGCUCAGUGUCUGGUGAAAAACCUCCUUCUGAGCUUCGGUCGGGAUUCAGUACGACAACCCGCCCACAACCACCAUCUCCUUUUUUUUCCACCCCCUACACACAACCCAAAAUGUCAUCGUCGUGUAGGCAGGCCAUCCGGCCGCUGCGGCGAUGCCUGAACAGCAUAGCCACGCCGCUGCCCAUACGAAGGAGCCUGUCGACGACGCCCGCCCCGGCCGCCGAGGUGUACAAGGUAUCGCGCGAGCGGCCCGAGACCGUGGACCCCGUCGAGCUCGACCCUAACACGGCCGUCGCGCCGUGGGCCGAGAAGGACCUCUGGAAGGCCGGCACGCCGCCCGUCGGUUCAAGGCGUCGCCGCUACGCCAUCCGCACGAGCCCGAACCUGCCCUUCGAGCAGCUGCCCUACCAGGCCUUCCAGGAGGCGCGCAAGAUCCUCGCUGCCGAUCGCGAGGAGAAGCUGCGCGCGAUUGUGGCAGAGACGGAGAAGAUCAAGAGGCUGGAGGCUACAGAGGGGGAUAAGAUCAAGGGAGGGGAGAGAAUGCGUCAGAUGAAGCUGGCCAGCUUGCGCCAUCACGUCGAGAGGCUGAAGGUUCUGGCUGAUAUUAACGAUCCCGCCGUGAAGAGGCGGUUCGAGGACGGUCUUGGCGACAUGAAUAAGCCCAUCUACCGCUUCCUUGCCGAGCGUAAGUGGCGCGCCUACGAGGCCAAGAUGAUCGAGCAGCGUAUCGCCCAGUUCAACAUCGUCCCCGACGUCCUCCCCAAGCUGGUCCCCACCUACGACGUCCAGCUUUUCUUCCGCCGCUCCAAGGUGCCCCCGGGCAAGAUCCUUCCCAGUAACGUCACCGAGGUGCCCCCGCGCCUGCGCGUCACCCCUUUCACGGCGGGUGAGCGCCUCGUCACCAUCGUCAUCAUGGACUCGGAUGUGCCCUCGGUCGAGAACGACGGCUUCAGCAAGCGCUGCCACUUCCUCGCCGCCAACGUCCCCGUCUCGCCGACGUCCACCUCCGUCCCGCUCUCCAAGGUCCGCGACCCCUCCCAGCUCGCCGUCCCCUACCUGCCUGCCUUCUCGCAAAAGGGCGCGCCCUACCACCGCCUCUCCGUCUUCAUCCUCGAGCAGGCCCCCGGUCAGACGCUCGACACCGCCGCGCUCAAGGAGCUCUACUCGGCCCGCGACGGCUUCUCCCUCAAGUCCUUCCGCGACAAGUUCCGCCUCAACCCCGUUGGGUUCAACCUCUUCCGUACCGUCUGGGACGAGAACACGGCCGGUGUGAUGGAGCGCGCCGGCAUGCCGGGCGCCGACAUCGAGUUCCGCCCCACUCGCGUAUACUCUCUGAAGGAGCCCAAGAAGCCUCGCGGUUGGGAGGCCAAGCGCCAGGGUCCCAAGUACAAGCACCUGUGGAAGUACACCAAGCGCAUCAAGGGCUACUCCAACGCCAAGGGCCUGGUCAGGAGAUAAGGGGCAUGGAAGUGUCGUUGGAGGGGAAACGAGACGCGGGUGUUUUUUUGGCGGUGAAGCCAGACCGGGAUAUCACGCAGCGGGAGCUGGAAACGAGAAAAGGGGAAGAGCGCGGGGUGCUGUCAAAAAGUGUAGAAUACGUGUACUUUAUGUGCUAUCAUCUGGCUGUAGAUGGGUGCAGUCCCAAGGCUGCGGUUGUUAUAGAUCACCUACUGUCAA